Molecule: messenger RNA, 1323 nt
Organism: Angiostrongylus costaricensis
Lineage: Eukaryota; Metazoa; Nematoda; Chromadorea; Rhabditida; Metastrongylidae
Source: the annotation of a GenBank genome assembly
AUGUCACGCGGUGGUCGUACGGAUAACGGAAGCGCAAGAAAACGACGUAACGACAGGAGUCGAUCUCGCAGUCCACAGAAAGGGGAUCCGAAGAGAAUUGCAGGUGGACGAGAUGGCGACAGACGCAGUGGUGCGAACGAUCGUAUGGUGUUUAUCACCAAUCUUGCCUAUGAGGUCCGUUGGGUGGAGCUGAAGGACAUUCUGCGUGAGCACGGUGGAGAGGUUGUAUUUGUCGAGCUGUUGGAAGAUCGCAACGGACAUCCGAAAGGGAACGCUAUCGCAGAAUUCAAGACGAAGGAAGGUGCCACAAACUGCAUUAAAAAUCUCGACGGUUUCGAGAUCCGCAAGAGAAAAAUCAUUACAAAGUUGAUUCGCGACCCUGUUGCGUUUCUUCGCAAGGUACAGGAGGAAACAGGUAUCGAUUAUCUUGCAAAAUGCGGAGGGAGUUGGCUUUCACGAGGGCGUGGUGAUGAACGUCCAGCUCGAACUGGUAGCUUCGAUCUAUUCGGAUUGAGUCCUGAAUUUCUUCGCCAACACAACAUCGAACCACCAUUGUGUGACCGCGUUUUCAUCGCAAACCUGUCCUUUAACGUUGGAACUGGUAGAAUAUAUGAAAUCUUUGGCCUAGCGGGUAACAUCGUUUGGAUGGAUCUCCAUAUGGAUAAAGAAGGGAAAAGCAAGGGUGUGUGCAUUCUCCAGUUCUCACAUCCAAUUGAAGCAGUUCAAGCAAUUUCUAUGUUCCAUGGUCAGAAAUUGUAUGAUCGCGUUCUCGUUGUGAAAAUGGACAGAUACGAGAAGAAUGAGCCUGCUCGAGAGGGUGCUCUUCCGCGUGGACUAGAGGGUAUUGGAGCUGGAUUGGGAGCUAACGGGGCACCGCUCACAGAUAUCGCUUCGGUGGUUGCAGGUAUUCGUGGUGAUGCCUCUGUUCCCGUUGCCCCUGUUGCUCCCGUGACUGCUCAGCCUACUCAGGUAUAUUUGAAGUUGAAAACUUGGGUGUUCCAGUUAAAAUUUCCGUCUUUCGGCAUGAACAGCGGCGUUAUAUCUGGUGGUACAGCUUUCCAGUCAACUCCUUUUGGAGGGUUAGGUGGGAGCCUUUGUGGAGAGGUUUUCACUGUUGUGAAAAUGAUCCUUCCUCCUGACUAUACAUGGCAAAUUGUGCGUGAUAGAGUUCAGCAGUUUGGGGAUGCAGAAUCCGUUGAAAUGAUUGCAGCUGGUGUCGCUCGUAUUCGCUUCGCUCUAAUACAAGAUGCUGAACGCAUGCGUGGAGCGUUAACGGGGACUAGUGUUGAAGGCCGUACUAUUUCUGUCGAGUAUGUCCACUAA